This is a messenger RNA of Charadrius vociferus (killdeer), 1663 nucleotides long. RefSeq names its product cullin-9-like. Gene Ontology annotation, molecular function: zinc ion binding. Lineage: Eukaryota; Metazoa; Chordata; Aves; Charadriiformes; Charadriidae. The transcript has 11 exons. The record is from RefSeq and is a predicted model, not a curated record. The annotation marks the transcript as partial.
GUUGAAUCCUGGCAUAGGCAGGUCGGAGGAGUUUCUCAUGGCAAUGCUGCAGGUGCCAAUGGGGCACACGCUUAGUCCAGAGGAGGCGAAGCUGCUCAUGAACCAGACAGUACAGCGGGUCCAGGAUACUCUGAGCAUCCCAGAUGAUGUUGCUCGGCACCUCCUGAUGCACUGCAGGUGGAACGUGGAUUUCCUGAUCCAGUGCUAUGUGGAGAACCGUGAGACCCUGCUCAUCUCCUCGGGGCUGCAAGUGCAGGAUGUCCAGCCCGCCCCAAGCCCAGGAACCCACUGCCCAGUGUGUGUGAACCAGCUUUGUCCCACUGAGAAGCCACCAACCCUCUGCUGCAUGCACUACUGCUGCAAGCCCUGUUGGAGUGAGUAUCUCACGACUCGCAUUGAACAGAACAUGGUUCUCAACUGCACCUGUCCCAUAUCCGAGUGCCGUGCACAGCCAACUACAGCCUUCAUUUGUUCCAUCGUUUCGUCCGAGGAGAUUAUAGCCAAGUAUGAAAAAGCCCUCCUCAGAGGCUAUGUUGAGUGUUGUUCCAACCUGACGUGGUGCACCAACCCUCAGGGCUGUGAUCAGAUCCUCCUUAAGGAUGGACUUGGCUACGGGGCAGCCUGUUCCAAGUGCUCCUGGAUAUCCUGCUUCAACUGCAGCUUCCCAGAGGCCCAUUAUCCUGCCAGCUGCAGCCAUAUGUCUCAGUGGGUGGAUGAUGAUGGGUACUAUGAGGGAAUGACAAGCGAAGCCCAAAGCAAACAUCUGGCUAAGCUCAUUUCGAAGCACUGCCCAAGCUGCCAGGCUCAGAUAGAGAAAAAUGAGGGGUGCCUGCAUAUGACGUGUGCGAAGUGUAAUCAUGGCUUCUGUUGGCGUUGCCUCAAGCCCUGGAGGCCGACUCAUAAGGAUUAUUACAACUGCUCUGCUAUGGUGAGCAAAGCAGCUUGGCAGGAGAAGCGUUUUCAGGAUUACAAUGAGAGAUGCACCUUUCAUCACCAUGCAAGGGAAUUUGCCACGAGUCUGAGGAACAGGGUUUCUUCCAUCAGUGAGGUGCCAAAAAUUAGGACUUUGACCUUUGUUCUUGAUGCCUGCAAAGUGCUAGAACAGGCACGGAAGGUGCUGGCCUACUCCUGUGUGUACAGCUACUAUAACCAGGACACUGAGAGCAUAGAUAUUGUGGAACAGCAGAUGGAGAGCCUGGAGCUGCACACUAAUGCUCUGCAGAUCCUUCUGGAGGAAGCCCUGCUGCAGUACCAGGACCUGGCCUCUUCUCUUCAGCUCCUGAAAGCAGAGCAUUUCAGCGCUGGUUUGCAGUUGGUACACCAGAUCAAAGAGCGCCUCUUUGCAAUUCUCUGGCACUCCACACAGGAUUUCCACGUUGGGCUCCAGACUUUGGCCGAUGCUGGUCAGAGAAAGGUGAAACUCUGCAAUGUGCCUACAUCAGCCCCUGCCUGUAUAGGGCCAAAGCGUACCAUCUUGUGUGACUCCCCCAACACAGAUGAAGGUGGCAAAGAGGUUGAAGAUGAGGAGUAUGAACCGCAGUGGCAGGAAGACUAUGAUGAUGAUGAUGACGAUGAUCUUGAUGAAGACAACUUUCUGUUUGAUGAUGAGUCAGAUAACCUUGAUUGUGACUCCUACUUUGAUGAUGAUGAUGCGUAUGACUAG